AGAUAAAUUUAGAUGAAGUGAAAAACAAGUAGAAGAAAAAUUGUAGGCGUCGAAGAUGUUUGUUCCGCUACUAGUGUUACUGCUUUAUUAGUAACUAAUCGUUUGCUUGUAUUUGGUUUCUCUUUUAUGUCCGCAGCAAGCGAGAAAAGACGGAGAUCAACAACAUGGCUAAAAAGUCGAAUCUGUUUUCUUUGCUACACUUUGGCAGCAAGAACAGUGGUCACCGAGACGCGCAGAGACGUGAGCAUCUUCAAAACGUAUCACCUCCUAGUGAUGUUGAGCAACAACAUGUCGAAGUUGAUGCGCACGACGUCGAUACCGAUGAACAGUCUUCGAGUACUCCCGAGCCCGCACAACUACGGGUUGCCGUUUUGAACAGGACGCCCAGCACCCCUCCGGGGUCUCCGCCACAGCUCUUGGAGGCGGGUGAGGAGCAGGACGUGAUGCUAGUACCGGAAAAAUGCGAUAUUGAUGUAGUACGGCCAGGUAGUAGUUGUAGGAAAACCACGGCUACUGACAAGAAGGGAGGUGUAAAUUCAAAAUCUGAUCAAGUCGGUUCUUCCAGUCCGCUGGGAACCGAUCACGUCGCCCGGUGUGGUACAAUGAAGCAAGGACAAGCACUAGGCCCAGGAGAGGGACGAGGGUUGGAAUUGCAGGCAGCGAACUUCGCGAACCACGAAGGUGGCGCGUGCAACACAAAACACGAAAAUGACCAUGGUGCUGGGACGCUUGCAGGUGGGAAUGACCCGGGCAUCACGUCCUCGAGGAGCCAGCCGCGGGAGAAAAACUCGUCCGGUGCAAAGAUGACAUCUGCGCCCCGAAGGCCUAAGUCCUUCGCCCAGGUCUUUCAGGAGCAUGCCCUCACCACGAAUUGGAAUAAUUCAACGACCUCCAGCAGCUCGAGCGCCUGUUAUUUUGACUCCGCGUUGCAUAUGGGAGCGUCAAUUGAAUUGCUUCGAAAAUCAUGAAAAAAAUUGUUUUAGGUAGUGACUCAUCUAGCUAGUAACGACUUGCUUAUACACCUCAUUGAUUGCUAAUGUUGUCGUGACGCAAUAUCCAAACAAAAGCCGCAUUAUUGCAUUAGCUAGAAAGGGAGCCUGCCGCCCUGUCGCCUCACGGAUCUGCCCAGAUCCGUGAAGCGACCAGGCAUCGGGCUCCCUUUCUAGCUAGCAGGAGAACUAAGCUCAUUCAUUAAUACAGUACAGGUUAAUAAUGAUGCAUAGUUAUUUUGGGCCCAUUUUAAACUAACUAGCUAGCUACAUGGAAGUUAUAUAUGAAGAAAAAAUGACCACUAUUUCGGAAGCAAUUCAAUCAAUUGACGCCUCCAUAUUGCAUCAAGUGCAGCUACUCACGACGAUGGAUAGCAAAAACGAGGAGCAGAAUCUUUUAGCAUCCGGCAGUAGCAGCUGUGCCAUGGAGCAGGGCGAAGGCGGUGCCGGUCCACGCAGACGCACAGAUCGUGGUUGCGUGAGCGAGGAGCAGGCUUCGAUAGAAGAAAAAACUGAAACAAGCACGAGUAAGGGCACCGCUGUGGACCAGCACGCGCGACGCUUCGCCGUCGUUCACCAUCAAGUAUCAGACGAUGUUGAAGGCCGACGAGAGCGAACGAAGAUACCGUUGGAAAACGGUCCCAGCACUGGACAUCAACGAACACGACCACAGCAAGGAGAAACGCAUGCGCCCCGGGACAUCUCGAUCUGCAGUCCAUCAGACGACCCGACCGGUGCGGUUGUGGCCGCGCGACGCCGGCGACGCAGCGGCAGUUCCUGCAGCAAGCAGAGUCGUGAUCAACCCGAGGGUCGUGGCGGCUGCGGUGGUCAUGGAGGUCAGCGCGAGGAGACCACUCCAACUCCGCCAGUAAAAGAUUAUAAAUUCCUCGCCGAGGAGAGUCGUACAGGAGCAUCUAAUUCCAAAUCUUCAUCGAACAUCGCAGCCGAUGGCGCGGAAAGAUCGCAGCAAGUCAGCGAGACCUGUGUGAGGCUUGAGCUAGACCAGUGCCGUCAGAAAUGUCGGUCCAUGCAAGAAGCUCUGCUGACGGCUAUCCAGGCGGAUGAGAACAGGGACGCGCACUUUGCGGCCCUGAGCACGGAGUGGGACCGCAGAAAGCGCGACAUCGGUAAUAUUCAAUGAAGAAAGUGCACAUCUUCGAUGUACUUCUACUUGGUGAAUGAUGAUGCCUGAUAUUUUUGCUUGUGCGAUGUCGAUGAUUGAAAGCAAGAAUGGCGUCGGUGGAACAAAGUCAAAGAACCUGCAGCCACUUACAAUUUAAAUCCUUACCGUAAGGAUUUAAAUUGUAAGUAGCUGCAGGUAGUACUGGAACUACAGCGAGCUCUGGCCCUCUUUCGCUCAUCUGUCAGAUCAUGCAUUGCAUGUAUGACUACGAGAUUGAUGUAGAAUAUCAGAUAUGCAUGUAUGACACAGAUUCAAUAUCUGUGUGCCUCAUACUCGAGCUUGUUCAUUGUGUUACAAGACCAAGAUGAAAUAAGAAUGCGUCACAAUAAAUACUCAGAUGCCUGGCUGGCAGCGCAGGGUAUUGAAGUGUUUGUGCCUGAGGCUGAGCCAAUCUCUCCGGAGACCGCGCGACGACGAGAAGCAAUCGCAUCAAGUUCAAACUUUCGCGAAGACGUGGAGAAAAUUGAAAUGGGAAGCAGCAAGAGAGCGGCCCUUGGUAAGAUGUCUCAAAGAGGGAAGCACGGAGGGUUACUCAACACGUUUGACGAGAUAGUAGGUUUGGCCGCGCGGUCGAUAUCUCGGGGCAACGCGAUCACGGACGAACUAGGCCCUUCCAGUUCCAGUUCGACGAGUGCAACAAGAGAUCAUGGACUUCCUGGCUGCGGUACCACCACCGUUGCCGCGAGUUACGCAGUGGGAUCUUGCUCAAGAACGUCUAGUACCGCGCGAUCAACCACAUCGAAGCUGUUGGAGUUCAAAUGCCCCGUUUUUCAGACGAAACCGAUCCCAGUAGGCAUUCCGGAGACUCCGAAAUUCCCCACGCGACCAAUGCCGGUACGCACGCCGGGGUUCACUCUUGUCCUACCGACUAUGGGAGCGUCAGCUUGGAAACCGUCAAACUGGAAAUGCUGAUGUUCUUUUAUUUAAGUAUCGUUGAUGCAAGUUUUUUUUUUCGUUACAAAUCGGAGGCAACUGAGGCGGAAGCAGACUGUAACCUUGAGAAGGUUUUCUUAUGAAGGGCGCCAGCGCUGCUGCGCCAGCAGGCAUGGAAAGAAGCAGUCACUAAGGACAUGAGCAUGCGCAUGCCUGUUUUCUUCGAUUGAAAAGCGCAACAGAUUGGCUCCUUUUCCUUCACUAACGCCAGUCGGGCGCGGAUUUGUCAUGCGCCACUUCGCAGACACUUGAGACUGACCCACAGCAGUUCCACCAGUCGCCAUGAUUUAGUUGGUUUGCUACAGAUGAGGAGGGUUCUUAGCGGAAGUGCGAGGUCCGCAGGGCCCCGAGGGGUGAAGGCGCCUCUGGAAAGAUGAAAUCGGCGAGACAUUCGUGAUGUGGAGCCUUCAGCCAUGCAGCCACGCAUUAUUUUUUAUACAUGCCAUGCUCCAUUUCCACUUUGUUUGGAAACUGGUGCUGGCGCAGCAACCAUUUCCAUUUUUUCGACUUCCGCCCCGACACUCCGAUAGUACCCGGGGCGGUGUCCACCGUCGCAGCCAUCGCCACGAGCGACGACCUGCUGUUGCGCUCUCAACCGGCGCACCAGGUCGGCGAGCCGACCACCGGAUUCUCCUGUACGAGGAGUGUCUCCGCGGGUGAGGCAGCAGCAGCAACUUCACGCGAAGGAGCCCAAGCCCUCGCCAAGAAAAACCACUCAUCAGAAGUAGCAACUCCCUCCGGCGCCGGCGUCUUUUCAAAGGGCUAUUACGCACCGCACCUUCAUCGCGAACAGAGACACUAUUUGCAUCAGGAUCCUGAUCAUUAUGAGGAUCUGCAUGUGUCCCCUGGUCGACGUGCUCACCUUUUUCAGCAGGAAGACGUCAGCCGUGCCACAGGGUCGCAAUCGCGAAGCGGGCAGCCGGAUAAAGUAGAUUUAGAAGGUGGCGCUCCGAUGAGCCGAAUUACAGUCGAACAAGUACAGGAACAGGACCAGAAAGCUACAAACAGAAACAAGAAACUGAACGAUGCUGCUCCUGUGCGAAAGCCGCCAGCAUUGCCACGACAGCGCACGGCCGCGGCUCCGGGUUCCAAAUUGCACAAUGAUGCAGCUUCCGCUGUAUUUCUACUUGAUGUUUGCUGUCGUAUGUUUUGAUAAUCAGCAGGAUGAAGCAUUUCCAAGAACAACAAGAUCGCUGAGCAGCUAGGGGACGACCUAAUUGUGAUUCUCAUUCGUAUUUUGAUGUUUUAGCGUACUUCAUCAGAUUUACAACCUCGCCUGGGGCUAAACGUGCUGAGGCUGAUCCGAAUUAUGGAGGAGUUGCCAUCGUUUUCGUCCCCCUAUCGCUUGCGGUUGUUUUCGUUUAUUUUUACAAUGCACCAAUCAAACUAGUAGCAUGCCGUAGUGUAGCCGUGCCCGGGACCGAAAACUAGUUUUGACCCCCAAACUAAAACCACCGUCCAGUUGUAUAUAUAAUAGCAACGUAUGCCUCGCCUGUAGAAAUGUGAAACAAAAUUCAACUACUCCGCUAGAUCGAAAGCCAAAAAAUACAACCAGGACAGGAGUUCGACAGUGCGGCUUUAAACCGUGUUUGCGCCUGCAGCUACAGCUGUGAGCAGUUCUUGCGGUUGGAGUGGUUUUUGCGCCACUUUUCUACGUACACGUUGCGGCUUUCGUUCUUCGUGCCAAAUUGUGGAUAGGUCUCCACAAGGACAGGCAAGGAGAGUCGUUUGCUUUUCGACGCGAUGCAGGCACUGAGCGCAGAGAUCGUUUCGCUUAGGUCUAUUUAUUUGCUUCCCACCAUCCAGCUGCUCAAGACUUUGAGAACCUGGGAUGUUGUUGCUCCUUCCAGCGCCGAGCGCGCUUUUUUCAGCCAGCUUUGAUGACCUUGCCUGCCAUUUUUGUUGCUUAAGCAAUAAGCGCAAAAGCUUUUUGCUGUUGCUUUUGCUUUUGCUUUUGCUUUAGUUUAGUUUUUGCUUUUUGCUUUUUGCUUUUUGCUUUUUGCUUUUUGCUUUUUGCUUUUUGCUUUUUGCUUUUUGCUUUUUGCUUUUUGCUUUUUGCUUUUUGCUUUUUGCUUUUUGCUUUUUGCUUUUUGCUUUUUGCUUUUUGCUUUUUGCUUUUUGCUUUUUGCUUUUAGCUUUUUGGCAUUUAAUUUCUGGAGUAAUAGUUUGGCCAUCACACCCCUACCCUUAGCAAGGGAUAGACUAUAGCAGUGCUCCCGGUCCCGUGCCAAAACUAAAGGCACGCUUCUACUUGGAAUUGUAAGGCGGAGACUGACGCUAUAUCUAUAAUUAUAAUAUCAAUAUGAAAAUUUAAAUUAAGCAUAAGCACGAAAACAAAAAACAGGCACCAACGGGAGCAGCUGUCGCGCGAUUGAUGUCCUCUACAUUGCCAUCCCGUGGCCAGCUGGUACGUCUUUGCAAAGUUUGAGUCAGUUGUCAGUUGUCAUGCUUCUCAGAUGAUGCCGCAUAAAGAUAAACAUGUAAAUAUGUAACGUUCGUAAAGUUGAGCACAAGGCGAAGACUUUGACUUCUUCUAGGCGGCCGCGGUGUCAGUUUUUUAUUUUUUCUUGCUAUCAAGUUAUAGUUUAUGCUCCAUUGUUCGCGCGCAUCGUCAUCAUAUGAUCACUAGCUCUAGCAAUAGCUACGGCAGUGAAACUAUUCUUGCCUGCGUGCUCAUUGUGUCUUUCCAAAAUGCUGGGCGUGCCGUGCAGCAUUCGGGUCGCACUGACUCGCAGCGUCUCCGUUGUGUCGAAGGUGUGCACGGCAUUAAAAAACUGAUGUCGUGAUCACGUCGACAGUUGACGCGACAGAGCUGGUCAAAUAGCUCGCCCGAGCUAUUGUUUUCCAUGGCUUUACUUUGCGCGCGCCGUUUUUUUCUUCCCAACUCAAAGCGCGAGGAACUGUCUGCGCUUAUGAAGAGUGUUUGUAUUUCGUGGCGGUGUGCUCUACUUGUAGUUUUUGUUAUUUGAGUGCGUAUCUAUUCAGUCUCAAACUGUAACUGAGCCGCCUGCGUUAGCUGUAUGAACUAAAAACAUACGUCCGGCCACAUUGCUGGCCUUGCCUCACGCGUACCAUCAGAAGUGCGGCGCUGGCGGUUUGUUGGUGCUGCACCAUCAGAAGCGCGGAACUUACGGACGGGCGCCACCCGUCUACAAAUUCUACAACUCUUCGCGGAGAUCAAUAAGGCACGCCGUCCAUUAUGUCGUUGUGCUCGGUCUGCUAACCCAAGUGCGUAGAUUCGUCCCGUGCUUGGUCUCUCAACAUUUUUCGGCGUCCUCCCGAAGGCAGUCCGCCUAAUAACUUAGAGCCUGCAGAUAGGGUUCCCGCUUGUGAGGGCCGGGUCGGCUCGCGGCUCAGCCGAGUGAGCGACUCCUAUUCCAGGCUCUAACCCUUUCGGAUUGCUUGGGCUCCUGGUGCUGCAGUCACCACUUGGGAGCAUAAAAAGCAAAAACAUAAGCCCGGCCGCACUGGUGGCCUUGCCUCACGCGCACCAUCAGAAGUGCGGGAUAGGCAGUUUGCUGGUGCUGCACCAUCAGAAGUGCGGAACUUGCGAGCGGGCGAGCCCUUUCCAAAACUAUCCAAAAAAAAAACCAUAGCUAGGGUUCCCGCUUGUGGGGGCCGGGCCGGCUCGCGGCUCUUUGUGUAAGAGAUGUUUCGCUGAGCUCUAACCCCUUCGGAUUGCUCAGGCUCCUGGUGCUGCAGUCACCACUUGGGAGCAUAACAACUAAAAACAUAAGUCCGGCCACACUGGUGGCUUUGCCUCAAGUGCACCAUCAGAAGUGUAGCAUUGGUAGUUUGCUGGUGCUGCACCAUCAGAAGUGCGGAGCUUGCGAAUGGGCGACCCCUUUCCCGAAACUUGCAACCACCGCUUGGGAGUAUAAGAAUGAAAACAUAAGUCCAGCCGCACUGGCGGCUCUGCCUCACGUGCACCAUCAGAAGUGCAGUAUUGGUGGUCGUUGGUGCUGCACCAUCAGAAGUGUAGAACGGGCGAACGGGCGAACCCUUUCCCGAAACUUUCCCGAAAAAACAAAUUUCGUGCUUGGUCUCUAAACAAAUUUCGGUGUCCCCCCGGUGGUAGUCCGCCUAAUAACUUAAUAACCAUAUUUAGGGUUCCCGCUUGUGGGAGCCGGGUCGGCUCGCGGCUCAUUGUGUGAGAGAAGUUUUGCUGAGCUCUAACCCCUUCGGAUUGCUCAGGCUCCUGGUGCUGCUAUCACCAUUUGGGAGUAUAAGAAAGAAAAACAUAAGUCCAGCCGCACUGGCGGCCCUGCCUCACGUGCACCAUCAGAAGUGUAGUAUUGGUGGUUGUUGGUGCUGCACCAUCAGAAGUGCGGAACUGAUGAUCGGGCGACCCCUUAGAAGAAGAAGAAGAAAAACAGGCCGCGGCCAAUCAGCGAGGAGCAGGCAUUGGUUUUGCUGAGCAAAUUGAGAAACAAAGUAGGUGGUAGUGGUAGUACUCCCGUAUUUCAACUGUCACUUCUGUUGAGGUAGAGUCCGUCGCGCUGCACAACAAAUAUUUUGACGCACUUUGUAAUUGCCGCAUCUUCGUCAUUCACUUUAUUCCCAUUUUCAUUUACGGUAGCAUUUGAGCCUGGAAUACGCCAAAACUAAAGAUGCGCCUGGUGGUACUCCAAUAGCACCGGCGGUGCUAUUGGUUUUAUCCGCGACCGCCAUCCCCCCCCUGCCACGCCGACAGAAAAACUACAUUUCGGACCCAACUGCGCCUAAUCACACUACCAUCAGACUCCCCGAGACUAUAUACCUUCUUCGCGAUGUUGAUUGAUCGUGUGUCCGCCGAUCUGGCCUGCGCUCUCGGGUUUUGCAUGUUGAGUUUGUGCGAUCUGUUUGCUUUUUUUUUGCAAAAUUCCGAUAGGAACUUUGCUUUCUGCUUCGCACAUUCACGCUGUGAUGCGCCCCCACGGGCACUGAUGUCUGAUCGUAGUAUUUCUUGGAGGCUCCGCUGCGGUUGGGAUCCCACAUGGAAAAUGUAGUUUUGAUCUGUCACGCAUCGGUGCAGCCGGGUAGUUUCUGCAGACCUCGCACAGCGCCAUUUUACCGCCGCCCGCAUGUACACUGCACCACCAUCGCGGCCAGGAAUCCGCCCGGCUCUGCCCCCGAUUCCCGAUGGCGUCCUGCCCUUUACCUACUAGCUCCACCUAUCUGCUGUUCUGCGUCAUACCGUCGGCGCUCCCGCCCGAAGCCACACGACACGAACUACCACCCACGAUCCGUAGCUGGUCAGCGGGAUUUUGUGCCUCCGCUCGUGGCCGACAAGUUGCGCGACUUUCACGGAACCUGCUGCAGCUUGCACUACGGUACUGCCACCAAGGACUUGUUGCUGUCCUUCCACAACCCGACACCUGCUCGCCGGCCGUCCUUUGAUAAACUUCUUCCCGCACUACCUACUGCUACUCCGAUGUGACGAAAGGUAUUUUCAAACUGGUACUCCGGCUGCAGGUAGUACUUGGUCCCCGCCCCACCUGCCGCACUACAUCUGCAUUCCGAUGGGCGCCAUGAAGAUUUGAUGUUGAUGAGGAAGGCUCUUGGCACUUAGCAAUAGAAAAAAACUUUAUCCACCUAGAUACAAUAGGCCCGCUUUUUUGUCUGCGGGGAUCAGUUCAGCACGCUUUCCAUUAUGUUGUAAUGCCCGGUCUGCUAAUCCGGGUGCGUAGAUUCAUUUCGUGCGUGAUCCCUAAACAAUUCAGUGGUGACCUCCCGGUGGUAGUCCGCCUAAUAGCUUAAUGCGAUAAGUUAGGGCCCCCGCUUGUGGGGGUCGAGUCGGCUCGCGGCUCCGUGCAGGAUGUUCGUAAUCCAAGCUCUAACCCCUUCGGAUUGCUUGGGCUCCUGGUGCUGCAAUCACCUCGUGGGAGCAUAACAAUUAUUAACAUAAGUCCGGCCACACUGGUGGCUUCACCUCACGCGCACCAUUAGAAGUGCGGGAUUGGUAGUUUGCGGGUGCUGCACCAUCAGAAGUGCGGAAUUUGCGAACGGGCGAGCCCUUUCCCGAAACUUUCCCGAAAAAAAAUUCGCUAUUGACUCUCUCAGUGAGUGUGUGCGUCGCUGUGAGAUUGGACGGGUCAGGCCACGACUCUGUCACCAAGCAAUAGCGCCAUCUCUUAGCGGCUCAAGACGGCUCCUAUUGUGACUCAAACUUGUUUCUUCUGUGCAUAGGAAGAGCCUAAUCUUCCUUUUAUGCCUUCCGCGUCUACUGCGGAGCAAAGCCCUUCGCCUUUUCAUUGUUUGUCCCCGAUCUAUCAGACUGACGACAACAGAGGUUUCGCACCAUGCUGGCAGUCACUUCUUUUGUAA
Amoebophrya sp. A120 is the source of this 9411-nucleotide messenger RNA. Lineage: Eukaryota; Dinophyceae; Syndiniales; Amoebophryaceae. The record is from the annotation of a GenBank genome assembly.